AGGGCGGCGGCGCCGGGCGCGGGAAGAUGGCGGCAGCGGCGGCGGCGGCGGCGGCUGAGCAGCAAAGUUCCAAUGGUCCUGUAAAGAAGUCCAUGCGUGAGAAGGCUGUCGAGAGAAGGAACGUCAAUAAGGAGCACAACAGUAAUUUCAAAGCCGGAUACAUUCCAAUUGAUGAAGAUCGCCUCCAUAAAACAGGAUUGAGAGGGAGAAAGGGCAGUCUAGCCAUCUGUGUCAUUAUCCUCUUGUUUAUCCUGGCUGUCAUCAAUUUAAUUAUAACACUUGUUAUCUGGGCUGUGAUUCGCAUCGGACCAAAUGGCUGUGACAGCAUGGAGUUUCAUGAAAGUGGCCUGCUUCGGUUUAAGCAAGUGUCUGACAUGGGAGUUAUACAUCCCCUUUAUAAGAGCACCGUAGGAGGAAGGCGAAAUGAAAACUUGGUUAUCACUGGCAACAACCAGCCUAUUGUUUUUCAGCAAGGAACAACAAAGCUCAGUGUAGAAAAGAACAAAACUUCUAUUACAAGUGACAUUGGUAUGCAAUUUUUUGACCCGAGGACUCAGAAUAUCUUAUUCAGCACAGACUAUGAAACUCAUGAGUUUCAUUUGCCAAGUGGAGUGAAAAGUUUGAAUGUUCAAAAAGCAUCUACUGAAAGGAUUACCAGCAAUGCUACUAGUGACUUAAAUAUAAAAGUUGACGGGCGUGCCAUCGUGCGUGGAAAUGAAGGUGUAUUCAUUAUGGGCAAAACCAUUGAAUUUCACAUGGGUGGUAAUAUGGAGUUAAAGGCAGAAAACAGCAUCAUCCUAAAUGGAACUGUGAUGGUUAGCACAAGUCGCCUACCUAGUUCCUCCAGUGGAGACCAGUUUGGGACUGGCGACUGGGUGCGCUACAAGCUCUGUAUGUGUGCGGAUGGAACGCUCUUCAAAGUACAAGUAACAGGCCAGAACAUGGGCUGCCAGAUCUCAGACAACCCCUGUGGAAACACUCACUAGAAGAACCCGGGAAUUCACCCAUGUGUUCAUAUCUUGACUUGACUUUUUUUAAGAGUGUGCAUGCAAGUCAUGUUUUUAGAGAGUUUGCAAUAAUUCUUAUUUUAUCUACAGAGCACUACUGUAUCUAUUAUAUAAUCUCCAUAUUUAAAAGAGCUCUCAGAGAGCCUAAAUUUUAAUACAUUUCAUUAAGUUGCACUGAUCUUCAAAUUACAGUUCUAAAGUAAUUAUCAGAAGUGAAUACAAGCAAAAUUAAUCUUUAAAGAAGUAUUUUUAAAAUCCCGCUGUUCCUUGUCUAAAGGAUAAAGGGGUGAAGCAACUGUUUAGACUCGAUAUAAGUAAAUUUUGGUGACUAAUGGAGAGAUACACCCACUUAAGAUGUUUGAAAGGUACACCAUUAAUAAAUGUUACAUGCUCCAUCUUUGGGCUUCUAAGAGAAAAGACAGAUUUUUAGUGCAUUAAUUUUCAGCUGUAUUCUCAAUGCAAGUGAAGUCAUUAAAGAACUUCACAUAUGUAAGCUGGUAAGAAACUAUGGUUUCUUAGUUUUGCGUUAGGAUGAAAAUACUCUAAUAGAAUGGAAUUUACUCUAAAAGAAUAGAAUUUGUUAAAUAUUGAUGAGUACGAAGUGUUCACAAUGUGGUAGAAAUUGAAACACCAUCCCAGCUUAAACUGUUAAAUCCUGAUGACAGCUGAGCAUCUGACACACCCUAGGCCCUGUCCCAGGCACUGCAUCUGUAAUGUCACUGAUUCUCACCACAGCUCUGGAUGUAGGUGUUAUUAUCCCAGUUUUUCCCCUUAGGAAACUGAGGAUCAGAGAAGUUAAGAAACUUACCGAAUGUCACAUAGGAAAUAGCCGGCCGGAUUGGGAUUAGAACUUGCUUGUGAUUCAAACCUAAAUGUACCUGCUUCCAAAUACCGUGUUCUUUUUACUAUCUGCACUGAAGUCUUAAUAUUUAAAACUCUAGAAAAAUGAACAGAGACUAAUUCAAACUUACCUAAGCAGAUAAGAAUCCAAUAAAACAACCAUGCUUACUCUAGUUAAAAAAAAAACAGUCAAUCUCAUGUCAAAAAAAAAAAAAAAAUGGCCAACUGCUGUCAGGUUUUAAACUAGCUUAAGCCAAUUCCAAAAUAUUAUACUACAGAGAAGUCAAACUAGCCUAGUUGUAGGUUACUGCAGUGUCAUAACUGAAGGGCCUUGGCACCUGGGAAUGCCUGAAUUGGGUAAAAGGGUCACUAAGUUAUUUAUACCCUCAGGCUUCAGGGCAACACAGUGAGAAGUGGGAGGCCAUGGCCCCAGGCAAGUCCCUGGGCUGGGAAUGGCUGGUAGUUCACCCCAGUGAGCCAUUCAAAUAGCACCCAUUGCAGUGUGCACCAGGCCUUGAACAAAGUCGGGCCGCACUGGUGUAACAGAUGCUGAUACAGAAAAUUAAUCUUUAAGUAACUUUUGAGUAAGUAUGAGAACUGAUCUCUGCUCCUCAUAUCACAAUCCCAUUGUAGUGAUUUACAACCCUCAAGCCAGUUGAUUUUUAAUGCAUUUUAUAUUUGACUUAAAAGGAACUCUGGUAUUAUUAAUUACACACAGAGCAUCAGGGGCUGAGUUUUCAAAAUAGUUUGCUGUAAAAUAAACAGUAGAGAUAAAUCAUAAGCCCCACUCUGCAUUCAAGUAGAACAGCAUUCUCUCGUGGUCACUUUGAACUGUGUAGAUAAGAAAAUCAAGACAAAAAACAAUUUGCAUUCAAUCUAGUCACAGUUCUCUCUGAUAGAAGAACCACAUGCCUUAGAGAUUAUGAAUAGUCAUUAAAGUAUACUAAAAGAUAUCGACUUACUAUAUAAUAUGGAGUGCAGUUUUUAAAUGAAGGAAAAAAGUGAACUUUAUUUUUUUAUGUAAAUUCAUUUAGCCAACUUAUAGUACAUCAUUAGUUUCAGUUGUAUUGUUUAAUAAUUUAUCAGUUGCAUAUAACACCCAUUGCUCAUCACAUCACGUGCCCUCCUUAAUGCCCAUCAGCCAAAAAGUGUACUUUAUGACCUCUGAGUGUUAUUGUUGUGAUAUUCAGAUCUUAUUUGAAUAUAUUCAGUGUCAUUUCAUAUUUGAAUGAUGUUCAGAAAAAUCCAUUGGAAUUUUCAUUCAGAUGCUUAGUAUAUUUUAAUUUUACAUUCUUUACUUGUCUGCUCUAUUUAGAUUUGUUUUGAAAGUCUCUUUAAAUAUUUUUGCAAAAAUCACAAAACACUACAUUACGAAGUAUUAUUUAUUGAAUAUAAUUCACAAAGCAAUCUAUUUUUACUCGUCCUUGAAAAAUACUUGUGUUUUUGAUACAUCUCCAGUAAGUGCUUUUAACAUGAGAGGAUAUUUUAAUGUUUUUAUAGAACUGAUUGUAAAGGUAACAGGUAUGGUAUUUUAGGACACUUUGCAGGUAGCCGGUAGCCCUUGCCUUUUCACUGAGAUGUAGACCUGGAAAACUCACUGGAAAUGAGAUCAAGAACAAACCGUCCAUUUCACUUGUGAUCUAUUUUGCAUAAUGGUAAAGCUUCAGCUCCUCAUUCUCACCACCAGAUGGUAAUUUUCAAAAACCGAAAUGUUAACUUUGCCUCUUUCUUCUGGUGGUUCAUCCCCUGCAUUGAGCACUGAUGGAAAAAGCAGCCGACUCAGGAAAGUAGAUAAAGUAAAGACAGGCUCUCAGGAGAGGGGGGUAGAUAUGCUUGUUUAAAUAACCGCAGUACUUCAGAGAUAGGUUGCAAUGGCAAGGGAGACAAAUGAAAUAAAAGCAAAGUAUUUCAGAAACCGUCCAAUGGGCAGCUAGGGAAAUGCAAACAACACAAGGUGGGGUCUGCCUAUAUAUAAUCUGCCAAGAUUUAAAAAUAUCCUUAUUUGUAUUCUUUUUGCAUUAUGAAAAAAAUAAAUUUUGUGUGAUACUUCUGUUGAUGAAAUGUGGAAAUUCUACCUAGCUUUGAAUGAAUUGUUUUCUUAAGAACGUUAUGGUGCUAAACUUAACAAAAAAGAGACCGUUGAAAUGCUGAUAAUUUUGGUAGUCUUUUAAAAAGUGUUGAGGACACGAGGCCAUAUAGCUCGGGGGUUAGAACACUGGUCUUGUAAAAAGUGUUGAGGAGGCAAAGACUACAAAUUAUGCCCUACAAAAACCUAUAACUCUGUUUCGGAUUGCUACCCUGAGUUUCAGUUAACUCAGUUUGUAAUAACUAUUAAUGAUCUCUGUUUACAAUAAAGAUUCUGUAAAUUGUG
Zalophus californianus (California sea lion) is the source of this 4218-nucleotide messenger RNA. RefSeq names its product sarcoglycan beta (gene SGCB). Gene Ontology annotation, cellular component: sarcoglycan complex; sarcolemma. The record is from RefSeq and is a predicted model, not a curated record. Gene Ontology annotation, biological process: muscle organ development. Lineage: Eukaryota; Metazoa; Chordata; Mammalia; Carnivora; Otariidae. The coding region runs from base 27 to 986 and encodes 319 amino acids. The transcript has 6 exons.